ACACCGGCAGCGGACCGUGGACGCAUGAAGGAUGAAUGAACUUUAAAUCUGCCCCACAACUUUCACUGCCUCUCUCUCUCUCUCUCUUUCUUUCUCUCUCUCUCUCUCUCUCUCUCUUUCUCUGUCAGUCUCUCUCUCUCUCUCUCUCCCUCCUCCGCUGCUCGCUGCUCCACAGGCGAAAACCAAGAAGAAGAUCUCGACAAUGGAUUUACUGCAAUCACGAUCCUACAGUGACUGAUCAGAUCUUUUUCUUUCUUGCGCGGAUGCCCAUUAGCGUCGCGAGUCGAGAUGAUGGCAUCAAUAGGGGAAUUCGAUCCUCUCAACACCAGAGUCCCUGCAACUAAAAUAGAAGUUACCGUAUCAUGCCGGAGUCUACUGGAUGUAGAUACAUUCUCCAAGUCAGAUCCUGUGGUCGUGCUGUAUUUGCAGGCUGUGGGAACCAAAGAGUGGAGGGAGUUUGGCAGGACAGAGGUAAUCGAUAACACUCGGAACCCAGAUUUUGUCAGGAAGUUUGUCCUGGAUUUCUUCUUUGAAGAAAAACAAAAUCUAAGGUUUGAUGUGUACAAUGUGGACUCCAGAAGCUGUAACAUUUCCAAACAUGACUUUCUGGGCCAGACCUUCUGUACCCUUGGAGAAAUCAUUGGCUCCACAGGAGGACGGCUGGAGAGGACUCUCUCUGGGAUUCCAGGAAAGAAGUGUGGAGUCAUUAACUUAACUGCAGAAGAGCUCAGUAACUGCAGGGACAUUGCUACCAUGCAGUUGUGUGCCAACAAGCUGGACAAAAAAGACUUUUUUGGCAAGUCAGACCCCUUCCUGGUUUUCUACCGGAGUAACGAGGAUGGAACGUUCACCAUCUGCCACAAGACAGAGGUGAUCAAGAACACACUGAACCCAGUGUGGCAGCCCUUCACCAUCCCUGUUAGAGCUCUCUGCAACGGCGACUAUGACAGGACUGUGAAGGUAGAUGUGUAUGACUGGGAUCGAGAUGGAAGCCAUGACUUCAUUGGCGAGUUCACCACCAGCUACAGAGAGCUGUCUCGGGGGCAGAACCAGUUCAAUGUCUAUGAGGUUUUAAAUCCCAAGAAGAAAGGCAAAAAGAAGAAAUACAUCAAUUCUGGGACUGUAACUCUGCUGUCCUUCAAAGUGGAGUCCGAGUACACCUUUGUGGAUUUCAUCCGAGGAGGAACACAGCUGAACUUCACAGUGGCUAUAGACUUUACAGCAUCCAAUGGUAACCCAUCUCAGCCCACCUCUCUCCACUAUAUGAGUCCCUACCAGAUGAAUGCAUAUGCCAUGGCCUUGAAAGCAGUGGGUGAGAUUAUCCAGGACUACGACAGUGACAAGCUCUUCCCUGCCUACGGCUUUGGAGCUAAGCUGCCCCCUGAUGGCAAAAUCUCCCACGCAUUCCCACUGGGUGGUGACAAUGAUAAUCCAAACUGUGUGGGUAUAGAGGGGGUUCUGGAGGCCUAUUUCCAGAGCCUGAGGACAGUGCAGCUAUAUGGACCAACCAACUUUGCACCUGUUAUCAACAAAGUGGCACACUGUGCAGCAGAGAUUACAGAUGGCUCUCAGUACUUUGUCCUGUUGAUGAUCACAGAUGGAGUGAUAUCUGACAUGGUCCAGACCAAAGAGGCUGUGGUCAAUGCAGCAUCACUCCCACUGUCCAUAAUCAUCGUAGGUGUUGGGCCUGCUGAGUUUGAUGCUAUGGAGGAGCUGGAUGGAGAUGAGGUGAGAGUAUCCUCCAGAGGACGUCUUGCUGAGAGAGACAUUGUACAGUUUGUUCCAUUUAGAGACUACGUGGACAGAUCUGGCAACCAAGUCCUCAGCAUGGCCCGGCUGGCUAAAGAUGUCCUCGCCGAGAUCCCCGACCAGCUGCUGUCUUUUAUGAAGAGCCAAGGAAUUGAACCGCGGCCGGCCCUCUCCACCUCGCCGCUUCCGCAGCUACACCAACACAUCUGACCCUGACACAGCGGCCACUCGUCUCUGCCUCUCCAUCCUGACUCCCUCUCCACCUUUCUGCUUAUCCACGCGCACCUCCUGCACGGUUAUUCGUCACUCAUAAAGGAGCAGAGGGAUCGACCUGUGACUUGCCCUCUCCUCUCUUAUCACUGGUGAAACUAAACAGGCACAUCACAGCAAAGCAGCGGGCGCUCAUCCCUGACUUUCCUCUCUAACUCACCCUGUUAUGUACCAUUACUUUUCAUUUAUUUUAUGAAAGAACAGUGAGACUGAACCAUGACUGACCCCUCUCCUCCCCACUGACUGCAAACAUACGGUUCAUAGCUUGACUUUCUGAAUUUGUCUUUGAAUCCCCCUCACCAGACACUUGUUUGCACAAAAAAAGUUUUUACACGUGUCCUAUCCUCAGCCGUGUUGACACUUCUUACAUUUGGCAGGAGUCCCAGGAAAUGCAAGACACUAAAUUUAAUUAAAACGAGUCCCUAAAUGAAAGCAGAGUGCAUGAUGAGCAAUAUAUGCCAGCUUACAUCAAGUGCUUUGGGGCUUUUGUUUUGACUGUAAUUUAUUGGAGUAAUUGGAGACCAUGAGGACAGGUGUUUUGAUUUAUACUUUCCCAUCCUCAUUAUCAUCAAGCUACACAUUCAUGUGUGUAGAAAGCUGUGCCAAAUCUCUUGAAAUUAAAAGAGAGAAAAAAUUAGUUCAACCCAAACAUAAUCAGCCUCUGAUGUGGACGUCACAUGGAGAGUAGCAGACAAGUGUUGGCAAGUCUAGUGUGGGGUUCCGGUCACAUGUUCAUUACUGCUAAACACACACAGACACAUGCACCGAGACAAACACACACAGUCCUCUGUCUGCCAUGCCACACCCACCCUCUUUGCCCAGCGUGGGCUGUUGCCGGGUGCAGAUUCCCCUCCUGCUGUUAGAGAAAUGCCAGUUUCCCUGGCUGCCCUGCUGAGAGGAGGAGGAUGGAAGGAAGGAAGGAAGAGGCAGGGAGAAGAGAAGAAGACAGGUGAGGGAGUUAAAUAAGGAGAAUGAAGGUGCAAGAGAGCAAUAAAAAAACAGUGUGGAGGAAAGAGACAGAGAUGGACAAGGAAAGGAUCAGAAACAGACGGAGCCAGGUGAGAGUGUGAGAUGGUAUUAAAGAGGAAGACUAAUAGCUCAGGCUUCAGUUGGGGGGUUUUCUCUAUCUGAUAAGUCUUUGUAUGCAUAUUUUUGGGGAAGGAGAUCUAAAUGAUGGAUAAAUGCACAUUUUCCAAAAAGCAAUAUACCUGACUCCCAGUGUAAUGUUCACCCUAUGCAUGUCCCUCCCUCUCCCCUGCCAUGACUUGACAUUUUGUUCCCAGGCAGGUUCUCAAACACAGAGCUGUGUACAAAGUGGGCAAAGUGUGCCACCUAGUGCUCAUCCUUUGUAUAGCAGGGUCUCUUUAUUAUGCAUGACUUCUGUACAUCAUAUACUAACUCACACAGCACAUACGCAUGACUUGAUGCAACUGUCCUUACUCACCAAGCUCAGCAGUAAAGUCAAGCAUCCCAGUAGUUCAAAUAACAAGUUGAUCGUAAAGAACUACAAACUCCGACACUUCUAUGUUCUUAUGUGAAAUGUGACAGUCACUUUUGAAGACGUUUCGUUCAUAUCAGUGUAAUGAUGGUGGCUUAGAGGGGUGUUUACGCUGUUUUAUGUGUCACUGUUGUGCAAGUAUAUUCAUUCUUUUUUAUUACUUUGUACAAUAAUUAGUUUAAUUGUCAAGUUUUUUGCAUGUUGCGGAAAAAAUGCGUGUUUUGUUCAAGUGGGUGUUGUCAAAAAAAAAGAGAGAAAUAUAUCUCUAAGUAAUAUGCAUUUCACUCGUGUCAUUGUACAUUUUCAGCUGUCGUUUUCAGAACUAACUUGUGUGUCUGCAGUGUCUUGCAGAAACCUAAAUUAAACUUAUGAAUUUCC
This is a messenger RNA of Thunnus maccoyii (southern bluefin tuna), 3895 nucleotides long. RefSeq names its product copine-9-like. Gene Ontology annotation, biological process: cellular response to calcium ion. Gene Ontology annotation, cellular component: plasma membrane. The transcript has 20 exons. Lineage: Eukaryota; Metazoa; Chordata; Actinopteri; Scombriformes; Scombridae. The record is from RefSeq and is a predicted model, not a curated record. Gene Ontology annotation, molecular function: calcium-dependent phospholipid binding. Bases 289 to 1959 code for a protein of 556 amino acids.